AUGCGUCUUCUCCCAUUCGUGUCUCUGGCAUUGGCGACUACAGCUUUGGCAGCCUCUGUUGAUGACUAUGUCGCAACAGAGGGCCCAAUUGCUGAGGCUGGCUUGCUCGCCAACAUCGGACCCGAUGGUUCGAAGUCUUCCGGUGCUCUCGCUGGUAUUGUUAUUGCGUCGCCGAGCACCACUAGCCCGGAUUACCUCUAUACUUGGACGCGUGAUUCAUCCCUCGUAUUCAAGGUGGUCGUUGACCAGGUUGUCGCCGGCAAUACCUCUCUCCAAGGUCUCGUCGACGAUUUCGUUACCGCGGAGGCGACGCUGCAACAGGUCUCCAACCCGUCUGGCACUGUUAGCACGGGUGGGUUAGGCGAACCAAAAUUCAAUAUUGAUGAAACGGCUUUCACCGGUGCGUGGGGACGCCCUCAACGCGAUGGCCCAGCUUUACGAUCGACCGCUAUCAUUGAAUACGCCACUUGGCUUUACAACAGCGGGAACACCACCUAUGUUUCCAACACGCUGUGGCCCAUUAUCAAGCUCGACUUGGACUAUGUUGCUUCUAACUGGAACCAGACGACUUAUGACCUCUGGGAGGAAGUUAGCUCUUCGUCUUUCUUCACGACCGCCGUCCAGCACCGUGCUUUGCGCCAAGGUGCCACAUUUGCCACACUGAUUGGACAGACGAGCGUGGUUAGCAACUACCAGACCCAGGCCGCCAACUUGCUUUGCUUCUUGCAGUCCUACUGGAAUCCUACGGGUGCUUACAUCACGGCCAACACUGGUGGCGGACGGUCCGGCAAGGACGCCAACACCAUUCUUACCAGUAUCCAUACGUUCGAUGUUGAUGCCGGAUGUGAUGAUGUCACCUUCCAGCCCUGCUCCGACAAGGCCUUGUCUAACUUGAAGGUUUACGUCGACUCCUUCCGGUCCAUCUACACCAUCAACUCUGGUAUCAGCUCGACCUCUGCUGUUGCCACUGGUCGUUACCCCGAAGACUCUUACUACAACGGCAACCCCUGGUAUCUUACCACUCUUGCUGUCGCUGAGCAGCUCUACGAUGCUCUGUCGACCUGGACUGCGUUGGGCUCGUUGAACGUCACCUCUACCUCGCUCGCCUUCUUCCAACAAUUCGACUCUUCCGUGACCGCUGGCACCUACGCUUCCUCCUCCACCACCUACAGCACUCUCACCGCCGCCAUCAAGGAUUUCGCCGACGGGUUUGUAACUAUCGUUGCGGACUACACCCCUUCCACCGGCGAACUGUCUGAACAGUACUCCAAGGCCGACGGUAGCCAGCUCAGCGCCGUCGAUUUGACUUGGAGUUAUGCGAGUGCCGUUACCGCUUUCGCCGCGAGGUCUGGUGCUACUGAGACCUGGGGUGCAGCUGGUCUUACGGCUCCUUCGACAUGCUCGACCGGCGGAUCCGGGUCCGGAGGGUCGUCUGGCGACACUAUUGCAGUCACUUUCACUGUGGACGCUACCACCACUUACGGAGAGAACAUCUACCUUACCGGCUCCGUGAGCGAGCUGUCGAACUGGAGCACUACGAGCGCGCUCUUGCUCUCCGCGGCCAACUACCCCGAGUGGAGCAUCACCGUCAACCUCCCCCCCAGCACCGCCAUUCAGUACAAGUACAUCCGCAUCUUCAACGGAGCUGUGACCUGGGAGUCUGACCCGAACCUGUCGAUUACUACCCCCUCGUCGGGGACGUACAGCACCUCUGACACUUGGCGCUGA
Messenger RNA from Stereum hirsutum FP-91666 SS1, 1728 nucleotides. Its product is annotated as glucoamylase. Gene Ontology annotation, molecular function: starch binding; glucan 1,4-alpha-glucosidase activity. The record is from RefSeq and is a predicted model, not a curated record. Gene Ontology annotation, cellular component: fungal-type vacuole. Bases 1 to 1728 code for a protein of 575 amino acids. NCBI's taxonomy places the organism in Eukaryota, Fungi, Basidiomycota, Agaricomycetes, Russulales, Stereaceae. The transcript is spliced from 15 exons. Gene Ontology annotation, biological process: polysaccharide catabolic process.